Molecule: messenger RNA, 1413 nt
Organism: Paramisgurnus dabryanus
Lineage: Eukaryota; Metazoa; Chordata; Actinopteri; Cypriniformes; Cobitidae
Gene: lrrc59
Product: leucine rich repeat containing 59
Cellular component (GO): cytoplasm
Molecular function (GO): protein binding
Source: RefSeq, a predicted model, not a curated record
CUCUGUCAGCUGCUCAUCCUGGCACACGCGAGCAAUGACGUGGAUUUUCAUCCAUUGCAGUAAGUGGUAAAUCUGUGAACGGACUCUGUUCAUCUACUCUCUGGAAUCUGGAUUGUUUCUAAGCAUCUUAUCUGUAAAAAACAACAUCAACAUGAGUAAAGGCAAAGUUGAGAACCUUAAAGACAACAUUGAUGGCAAUGAGGCAGAUCUCAGUCUCAGUAACCUUACAGAGGUGCCAGUAAAGGAGCUGGCUGCAUUUCCAAAGGCAACAAAGUUGGAUCUGUCGUGUAAUAACCUCACAACCCUGACUGUUGAAUUCUGCAGCUUGACUCACCUUAUCAAAAUUGACCUCAGCAAGAACCAGCUAGUCAGCUUGCCAGAAGAAUUUGGACAACUUAGUAACCUUCAGCAUCUGGAUUUAUACAACAACAAACUAAAAAUGCUUCCGGUCAGCUUCUCGCAACUCAGGAGUCUAAAAUGGCUGGAUUUAAAGGAUAACCCAUUGGAACCAACACUGGCCAAGACUGCAGGGGAUUGCUUAGAUGAAAAACAAUGCAAACAGUGUGCGUCUAGGGUUCUCCAACACAUGAAGGUCUUGCAGGAGGAAGCAGACAGGGAGCGAGAACGUCGAUUGUUAAAAGAGAGAGAACUAGAAAAGAAAAAAGAAGCUAAGCAGAGAGAAAGAGAAGCCAGAGAAAGAGAGGCACAGAAAAAGAAGAAAGCUGAGGAGAAAGAAAAGAAGAGGCUGGAGUAUCAGGCUCAGAUGGCUGCUCUCGCUGCACAAGAACAACAGAAAAAGAAGAGGGAAGAGAAAAAGAAGAAAGCUGCUCAAAAUCAAGGCAAAAAGGCUAAAUCAGAAUCUGUGGCCAAAGGCAAGCGGUCCAUCUGCUCCUUGUUCUUCUUUUUCCUCCUAAAACUCCUUCUCCUGCUUAUUGUCGGAAUUUCAAGUGUUUUAGCAGUUUGUCAGUUUACUGAACUGAGGAAAGAGGCAUACUGUGUUCCACUGAACCUACACUUUGAAGAGACCGUGAGAUGGGCUCAGGGACUGGACAUUGUGCAGCAAGUCAUUCAAAAAUGGUCUGAUCUCCGAGGAUAAAAUGUAAAAAGACAUCUGUCAACGAUCCAUCCUGCCCUGGAUCUGAACCAGCAGGCGAUGCAUUGGGACCAAGUCACAGAUCUGUCUGCAGAAAUUCCUAUGGAAUUGAUUUUCUCUUAUUUUUAAAAACUGCCAUUUAAUACUAUGGAUCAGUCUGUGAAUCAAAAUUGGUACCGUAUGUCUAUAAACUACCAAAAACAGGACAGGAAAGAACUUGAAAUCUUCAAGAAACAGUUUAUGAAUAACAUUUGUGAGUUAUGCAACAUUGUACAACAACAUCUUGUAAUAAAACUUUUGAUGAUUUUGAUACGCUCAUA